This is a messenger RNA of Xenia sp. Carnegie-2017, 558 nucleotides long. RefSeq names its product 60S ribosomal protein L37a-like. Gene Ontology annotation, molecular function: structural constituent of ribosome. The record is from RefSeq and is a predicted model, not a curated record. Bases 55 to 333 code for a protein of 92 amino acids. Lineage: Eukaryota; Metazoa; Cnidaria; Anthozoa; Malacalcyonacea; Xeniidae. Gene Ontology annotation, biological process: translation. Gene Ontology annotation, cellular component: ribosome. The transcript has 4 exons.
ACGGUGAUCGCUAUUGAUUCUUUUAGUCGCUUCUCUCAACGAAGACAAGUAGCAAUGGCUAAGCGAACGAAAAAGGUUGGAGUUGUUGGAAAAUAUGGAACUCGAUACGGUGCUUCGUUGAGGAAAAUGAUCAAGAAAAUUGAAGUGUCGCAGCAUAAGAAGUACACCUGUGCAUUUUGUGGAAAAGACACUUUGAAAAGGAAGAGUGUUGGAAUAUGGUAUUGUAAAGCAUGCAACAAAACAUUAGCAGGUGGUGCUUGGGUUGUAAGUACUACUGCUGCAGCUACAGUGAGAAGUGCUGUUCGUCGUCUUCGUGAAAUCAAAGAAACUUAACUUGUUGGAUAAAGCUUAAACUGAUACCUCGUUUUUUAAUUCUGUUUAGUUUCAUUGGUUUGUUAAUUAGCUUUACUGACAAUUUAUUUUGUGUUGCCUUGCUACAUCCAAUGACAAUAUAAGAAAGAAAAGUCAAAUUGUACUAUCUAGGUGCCUGGAUGAUGUAAUGUUUUAACUAUAUUCAUUGCAUGCCAGAACAAAUUGAAAAAAAAUAUUUGAUUUCUA